Molecule: messenger RNA, 352 nt
Organism: Staurois parvus
Lineage: Eukaryota; Metazoa; Chordata; Amphibia; Anura; Ranidae
Source: the annotation of a GenBank genome assembly
UGACAAAAUUGAACCCACCAGCAGUGUGAGGAGACCUGAAAGUGGCACAUGGCAGAGAGUGUGGUGAUGGAUAGACAGCAGCAAUGGAGGCCGUACAGGACCCAUGAGACACUCUGGACCUGGCAGCAGCAAAGAGAGGCGGGCGGUUACGGCGGCCCAUGGCAGAUUACGGGCCGGCAGCAGCAAUGGGAGGCCCGUAAUCUGCCAGCACCCUAUGACAAAAUGGAACCCAACCAGCAGUGUGAGGAGACCUGAAAGUGGCACUAUGGCAGAGUUUUCUGGCGAUGGAGACAGCAGCAAUGGGAGCCGUACAGGGACCCAUGACGACACACUGGACCUGGCAGUCCAGCAU